This is a messenger RNA of Nicotiana attenuata, 858 nucleotides long. Its product is annotated as ubiquitin domain-containing protein 1-like. Lineage: Eukaryota; Viridiplantae; Streptophyta; Magnoliopsida; Solanales; Solanaceae. The transcript has 4 exons. The coding region runs from base 292 to 627 and encodes 111 amino acids. The record is from RefSeq and is a predicted model, not a curated record.
CGCUAUAUUUUGAGCUGGAAUCAUUUGUUUCCUUCUUCUCUCUACAAAAUUGAAGCUUGUAUUUUCACUAAAUACUGUAUCUAGUAAAAAACUUCUGCAAAUAAAGUAGAUAGUACUAUAUAUGAAUAUAGCUGUCACGCUCAAAAGAAUCAGAAACCAACUCAAAAUCCCAUUUGUUUUCUCUCUUUAUACAUAUAAUAAUAUAAACUUUCCCACAACAGAAAUUUAUGUAAAUAGUUCAUUUCCCUCUUUAAUUUCGGUUGAAAACUAGUUUCUGGGUGAUUCUUGAACAUGGGUUGUGCUGGAUCCAAAGAAAAUGAAGCAGCUAAGCAGAUACGAAAACCAAAGCCUUGGAAUCAUUCAGAACCUAUUACGAGGGAUCAGCUUGUACGGAUGCGUGACGAAUUCUGGGACACAGCACCACACUAUGGGGGUCGAAAAGAGAUCUGGGAUGCACUCCGAGCUGCAGCAGAGUCGGAUAUAAGCCUUGCACAAGCAAUUGUCGACAGUGCUGGGGUAAUUGUGCAAGCCCCCGAUUUAACAGUAUGCUAUGACGAGAGAGGCGCCAAGUACGAGUUGCCCAAAUAUGUUUUGAGCGAGCCAACUAAUUUGAUUCGCGAAAGCUGAACAGACAAGUUCUUCCUGUUGAGACUGUAAAUUGUUGUAAAUUACUGUCACAAGUUAUUUCUUUCAUCAAUUGAUAUUGUUUUUUGCAUGAUAGUUCUAUUUCAAGAUAUCAAAAAAAUCUAUGUCCCCAGAAAUAGAACAGCAAAAUUCUCUUAUUGAGCUAGUUCAACUUGGCAAAGGAAAUGAGUCAAAUUUUGCUUGUUUCUCAGAAAUCAAAAGUGGUUUAUAAUU